UGCAACGUGGCCACGCUUGCAAAUAGCCCCAGAGUCUGUAUUUGGGCUCCUCGUGCCACGGUGAAGCCGAUACGUCGGGAUUCACAGGAACGGUGAAAAAGGGUACUGGUUUGGAGACACUUCCAUUGAAGGCCCUGACAUUCCAGAAGCUGUGUAUGCAGUAAUAAAAUUCAAGCCCAAUCAGGAAUUCCCUUGGAGCAUCUGUUUCAACAGCAUUAACUAUUAUGGUUAUACUCUUACGACAUUCUUAUUCAUGAUGAACACCUGUCUUUUCUGGUGAUGUUAGACCCUGGAGAGACUGCUGCACCACAGAAAUUCAGUUUGUGAACCACAAAAAUCCAGAAGCUGCAAAAAUAGAGGAAGGUGGGAUCAUUGCCCUGAAACACAUAUACCCACUGCAUACUUGUGUGAUCACUUGAAAAGCCUACUUCAUAGAUUUGCUUCUUGAAGAACUUCCUCCAGCAUGUGUCUAUAAAUAAAUCAUAUUACAUGCACAGUUCAUUAAGCCAAAUAAAGUAUUUUUUUUCUCAUUUAAAACUCUGCUAUUCAUGCAUACAGUGACCCAAAACAAAUUUGAUAGGUUAUGACUGAAGACAGAUAAGUUCAUUGAAAUACGUUCUAAACCUAUAAUCAAAAACGUAUUGUAUUGUGCUAAUACUAUACACACGCACAUAACACAUACACACAUUUUAUUUUUUUAGAUAUACUUAGGACAUGUUAGUGCCUCUGAAAUUGCAUGACAGUGUGAGGGCAUAAAGCUGUUUUCAAAUACUAAAUACCUGACGGGUGAGCAUACAUUUCCUAGCCAAUAAGGGAUCUAUUGUCAAUGUGCAAAGAUUCCAUACACUUAGAAGAGUGUAGUUAACCUUUUUCUAGUACUACACUUGAAAAGAGUUCUAGAUCAGGGAAGAGGGAAAUCUGCUGUGUAACUUCUAAUUAAGCAGAGACUAAUAUUUAGGAACAUAAGUUCUGCAUCAGUGUGUAUCCACAUAUACAUUGGUGUGUUUGGGUUACAUACUCUCUCCCUUGAUGGAGAAAUCCAAGGUAGAUCUAGAAGUAGCUGGAGACCCUGAAGGUGAAUCCCAUCAGGAUCUUUUGUCUGAUGAACCAGAUGCCCGCCCUACCUGGGGAUCAAAGGCUCAAUAUAUCCUCGCCCAGGUUGGCUUUUCUGUUGGACUCGGCAAUGUCUGGCGUUUCCCCUACUUGUGUCAUCAAAAUGGUGGAGGUUCCUUUCUGCUUUUAUACCUGUUGCUCCUCUUCAUCAUUGGAAUUCCCCUCUUCUUCCUGGAACUGGCCGCUGGGCAGAUUAUCCGACAGGGCAGCAUUGGCGUCUGGAAGCACAUCAGCCCUCGCCUAGUAGGCAUUGGCUUUGCAAGCUGUGUGGUGUGUUCUUUUGUUGCCCUAUAUUAUAAUGUCAUUAUGGCAUGGAGUCUUUUCUACUUGGGUAAUUCUUUCCAGUUUCCCCUUCCAUGGAGUGAUUGCCCAGGAGCAGAAAACGAAACAGCCGCAGUCACAGAAUCUGAAUGCAUGGACAGUUCUCCCACUAUCUAUUUCUGGAACCGAAAGGCCUUGCACAUUACCAACUCCAUAGAGGAGAGUGGGGGUCUUGACCCAGCCCUUGUUGGCUGCCUCUUUGCUGCUUGGAUGCUGGUUUGUCUCGCCAUGAUCAAAGGCAUUAAAUCUUCAGGCAAGGUUCUGUAUUUCAGCUCUCUGUUCCCUUAUGUAGUUCUCUUCUGCUUCCUUGUACGUGCUUUGAUGUUAGAAGGGGCAGCUGAUGGAAUCAAGAUCAUGUUCACCCCUAAGCUGUCCAUUUGGGGAGAUAUGCAGGUCUGGCGUCAGGCAGCCACCCAGGUGUUCUUCGCUCUGGGCCUGGGCUUCGGCACCAUCAUUGCUUACUCCAGCUACAAUCCUCAGCAUAACAACUGCCACAUCGAUGGGUUGCUUGUGUCUGGCAUCAACUUCCUUACCUCGGUGUUGGCCACACUGGUGGUUUUUGCCGUGCUGGGUUUCCGAGCCAAUGUGUUGGCGCACAGCUGUGUUGUAAGAAAUGCAGACCUUUUGACAGAGCUGGUGAAGAAUGGCUCCCUCUCGGCUGUGCUUCCCGCAAACAUGUCUGAUUUUUCACCUGCUCAAUACAGCAGUUGGUAUCAGGAUCAAUGGAACGAUACAAAGAAGCAGUUGGAGGAGUGGAAACUUGGUGACUGUCGUGUAGAAGAUGAAAUGAAUAAGGGUGUGGAAGGGACAGGCCUGGCCUUCAUCACCUUCACAGAAGCUAUGACCCUGUUUCCAACAGCCCCCUUCUGGUCUAUGCUGUUCUUCUUUAUGUUGCUCAAUUUAGGGCUGAGCACCAUGUUAGGGAACAUGCAAGGAAUCAUCACUCCUUUAUUGGACAACUUCCAAAGUCUCCAGCGUCGGCGGACGCUCUUCACAGCCCUGUGCUGCCUUAUUGGAUUCGUGCUGGGCUUAAUUUUCGUUCAAGGCUCAGGCAACUAUUUUGUGACUAUGUUUGAUGACUAUUCAGCCACUCUGCCCCUGCUUAUUGUUGUAGCCGGCGAAGCUUUUGCCAUAGCCUGGGUCUAUGGAGCUGACAGGUUCUUGGAUGACAUAGAAAACAUGCUGGGCUGGCGGCCAUGGAAAAUCUACAGCUACAUGUGGCGCUUUGUGAGUCUGGCAGCAAUGUUGUGCCUGUUGCUAGCGAGUUUGGUACACCUGGUCAUGAAACGCCCCACCUACACCGCCUGGAACAGAGAAAAGGCAGAGGAGGAGCAGCUGGAAUACCCACCAUGGGCCUUGGGCCUUCUCAUUAGCCUGAUCGUUGUGGCUGCUCUACCCAUUCCAGUCAUGUUUCUUAGGCAGCUCUUGCUGGAACGGUUUUCCCAACACAGCCACAGCUCUGGCCAAAUGCCUGUUCCCACCGAAGAAGAAGAUGGGGUGCAAGAAAAAGAAAGUCCAGCUGAUCUUGAGCUCGAUUCCCCAGGCAAUGGUUACUUGCUUGUGCCUGCAGAAGAGGGGCAGGAAUAGAAUGGGUGAUGUACAGGUAGUCCUCGACUUACAACCAUAGUGGAGCCCAGAAUUUCGGUCAUAAGUCAUUGCGAUCAUAAGUUGGGGCACCACAUGACCGAACUUGAUUUUUAUGACCAUUUUACAACCAGUCAUAAAGUGAGUCAGUCACAGUUAUUAAGUGAAUCGGGGACCUUAAAGCAAACCCAGUAUAUAUCCAAUGGGCGUUUUUUGCCAUUUUUUGUUAGAAAAUGGCAAAAAACGUGGCAGAUUGUAGUCACAUGACCAAAAGCUGCUGCAGCCGGUUAUACAAGCAAGUCAGUUGCCAAGCACCCAAAAUGCAGUCAUGUGACUCUAGUAGAGUGCGGCAGUCAUAACGUAGAGGACGAAUCACAAAUAGCUUUUCUGAAGUCCCUCGUUGCUUUGAGCGAUCGUUAAGCAGCUAUUUUGAAGUGCAUCGUAACUUUGAAUGGCUAUUAAGCGACAGUUGCUAAGCGAGAGCUACCUGUAUAGAAUGUGCAAUUCUCCACCUAUUUGCUGCUGCAUUUUCAGCCUUUAACAGCCUUACUAAGAAAGAAUAUUUCUUUUGGUCUCUAAAAAGAGAGACUCAUUAUAGUGACUUCAGAGACUGGCGCCAGGUCCAAGGCUUCUGAAACUAAAUCAUCAUAGCUUUUCCACUGGAAGCUACAAAAUUCUUAAUUUCCGGCUCUCUCAGAGUCAUGCUUGUCCAUACCUAUUCCAUUGAUAAUGGUGGAAUGGGACCUGAGUGGCUAUUGGUAGGGAGGGAAUUCCAAGCAAAGCAUUUAAAAGCAAAAUCAAGUAUUUAAUGCUUAGCGCUUAUUGGUUAAAGCCUGGUUACCCAUUCCUAAAAGUUGAAUGUAUAUGAUCUAUGUGAUCACAGUGUACAGCAUAUUUUUUAAAGUUAAGGUGGGAGUGAGAGGGAGAAAAUAAUUUAAAAUGUAAAUUAGACUGCUUUAAUGCUCUCAUUUAAGCAGUGUAUUUCGCUAGUGCUUCUUUUUAAACCAAGAAGAAAAGCAUGGGGAAAGGGUUUCCAUAAUUCUUUUUUUAGCUCUUAAUGAUAGUCCUACUGUAGGUCAUGUGACUAAGAGGAAACAGGGCUUAGAUCAGUUGGCAACAUUCCAAGCUCUGUCCAACUAUCUCUCCCAAAGAGACACAUCGAGGGGGUUUUUCUGACAGUUUUUUAAAAAUCCUGGCCUGAUCUGGAUUACUUCAAAUUUGAUUCUUUUUUUUUUGGUCUUAUUCUGCUGAUGAACGGGCAGAUAAAGUCCCGAGUCCCUUUACAUAAUUUGUUUGUGGCAUUCCAUUGGGUUGGAAAGAAUCAAAAAGUUAAUGGUAACACAAUUGGUGUGUUUAAAAUAUUAAUAGGUCACUAAACUUUAAAGUUGUAACUUUAAACAUUUUUUUUAAAUACAAAAGAAGACAAUUGUUAAGGAUAUCUGGAGAUCAGCUGAUGUUGUGGCAUCGGACACAAGGGGCUAGUUUCCGCGCUCCUGUGCCGAAUUCUCCCCACUGGUGGGAUCCGAAAAGAGCCAAAGCCUCCUGUAGGGGAGGCGAAGCAAAGAGGCGUGCCCUGUCACAUCUCUUGUGCCGGACCCAAGGCUUUUCUUUCCCUCUCAGCCAUGGUGUGGAGAAGAGACAGCCUAAACAUGGCUGCCACAAAGCUGGGAUACCUGACAAACAUCUAAGAGUGGUGCUGGCAUGAAGUUUGUGAACAGUGAUUGGAGCUGAGUGAGAAGAUCCCUUUUUUGGGUAUUUAGUCCCUAAACUUAAAAGAAAAAAGAAGAAAAUCUAGGAAGAGAAGCUCAGAAUUACCUUCUUUAAAGCGGCGAAUAACCAUAGAGAGAAAAAUCCUAGACCGGCUGAAAGGAGGGAAAAGUUAAAGAUCCUUUAAUCAAAGAAAAUUGAAUUUUUAAAUUGGAUGGGCGUUGUUAUGGGAAGGCAUUAUAAAAUACUGGAAUUAUUUAUCUGAACUUACUUGAGUACUUAAUAGUGUCUCUACAAAUUGAAAUAUAUUUGGAUUAAUUUAUCACGUCUGAAACAAUGCUGAAAAACCUGUUGAUGCAGCUAUUUACUGGUGAAUGGAAUAUACUACACUUCUACAAAUCUAGAAAAAAGGAGAGAAGAAAUAACACUUUUUUGAAGGAUUGUGGUGAGAUUAACUGUUCUAUAAUUAACUACUUCAUUAUUGUGAGAAUAAGACUCUUACGUAAAGUGACUUUUGUUGUGUGAAAAUUGCCUAGAUCCGUGAUGGUGAACUUAUGGCACGCGUGCAACAGGUGGCACGCGGAGCCAUUUAUGAGGGCACGCAAAGGCGUUGCCCUGUCAGCUCCAGCGCUCCCCAGCUGAUUUUUGGCGGUUUUUUGCAUUCCAGAGGAUUCCCUGAAGCCUCCAAAGGGCGAAAAACAGCCCAAAGCAAACCGGAAAUGAGGAGAGAGCUGCCCGCACCGGGGGAAGUGGGGGGACACAAAUGGCAAGGAAAGAAGAAAAGGGCCUUUUCCCCUUUCGCUGGCUGCUCUGUUCCCCCCGCCCCUUGCUAUUGAAGGGGAUCCUGCCUGAUCCCUGGAAUCCAAAGGGAAAUAAGAGAGCUGCAUGAGACAAGUGGCAAGGAAAGAAGAAAAGGGGCUUCUUUCUCUUUCACUGGCUGCUCUGUUUCCCCACCCCCCACCCCGGUGCUAUUAAAGAAGAUCCUGCCUAAUUGCUGGAAUCCAAUUCUUUCCUUGUCUUUCCCCCAUGCAGACUUUAGAUUCCAGUGAUCAGGCAGGAUCCCUUUAGAUUCCCUUUAGAUUCCAGUGAUCAGGCAGGAUCACCUUUAAUAGCAUGGGGGAGAGGGGGAAACAGAGCAGCCAGCGAAAGGGAAAGAAGCCCCUUUUCUUCUUUCCUUGCCACUUGUCUUUCCCUCGUGCAGGCAGCUCCCUUCCUCAUUUGUCUAUUGACUGUAGUGCCCAGGAUCCUCUGAUUGGGGGGGUGGGAGGUGUUAGCAACCGGAUUCACACCUGCCGGUGUAAAAAGGGCCCAAUCUUUACACAGAAUAAUGAUAAGGGAAGGUUUUUUGACGCAGGAGCACACUUGAGGAUCUCCCACCCCCGGUCUCUGCCCAUUUGUGGCAGAGCAACUUCCCUCCUCGCUGGGCGUUAGCCAAGGGGAAGCAUCCAGAACAGGGCGUGGCAGGGAAGCCUUGCGCAAAAAUGCACGGUCCACGCAGGUGAGGGGGGGAUUAUGUUAUGUGGGUGGGCACUCGAGUGCAUGUGCACACACUCAGGUGUUUUUGGCACCUGAGGCGAAAAACAUUCACCAUCACUGGCCUAGACUAUCUAAAUGGAAUCGAUCAAUAAUUUUGGGAUGUAAAGAGCUAUGACUAUUGAACUUUUUGAUGAGCAAAAUUGGAACUAUGUAUAUGGUUCAUGGCCGUGACUAAAAGCGGAUGUAUUAAACUAACAUAAGAUGUUUUUUCCAGGAGGAUUUUAGUGAUUUAGUGCUUCAGAGAUCCAGGGGAUAUCAUGAUAAAGAACCAAAGAGAGAUAAAAGACUUAAUCCAAGGCAUAAGUGGCAAAUUAGAAAAAAAUGACACAGCUGACAAUGAUUGAAAAGAGACGAAACAACGGAAAGAAUGGAUAAAAGAUAGAACAGACAAACCACCAAAUAAACCAACAGGACAAGAAAAUUUAUUUGAAAAAUAUAAAAAUGGGGCUGGAAUUGGAUAAUCUGGUAGAGGUUUUUGAAAGGGAGAAAGGAGUAGGGGUGAGUAUUUUGGAGAUCUGGCAGCCUAGGAGGAGAGAGAUGGGAGAAAUACUUAAAUGGAAUAAUGAAGAUAUAGAUGUUGAUAGAAACAAGGAUCCAAGAAAGAAAAGCCAAAAAACCCCAAAAACAAUUAAAAUUGAAGUAUUAAAACAGGCAAAAGAUGAUGGAUAGAAAAUAAUUUUUUCUUUCUUUCUUUUUUCUCAUAUAAUGAUGGCUUGAUUAAAAACUAGAAAUAGAGAUAGAAAUAAGAAUAUGCAUCUUUAAAAGGGCAAUGCCUUAAUUAAAUAUGUGUAUUAAUAUUAGGAUUAGUAAAAGUGACUAGAUUAGAAGUCAGAAUAGAGGUAGAAAUAAUUAGAGGGAAGCAGUUAUCUAUAUAAAUUGAAUAUAACUAGAUGGAAAGAUGAGAAAUUGAAAGAUGGUAUUACUAUGCAUAUUUAAGAAGAUUAUUGAUAUUAGAAUGGAACAUGGAAACAUUGAAUCAAACAAAUCAUUCAUUGAACAAUCAAAUAUGUUAAUAUUAGGAUUAUACAGGUUUGGUUAAUGUAAUAAUUGACUUGUUAUUUUUAUUUAUACUCAGAGGCCACACUGUUCAUGUAUUGAUGUUGUUUUAUGUUUAAAAACAAAA
Thamnophis elegans (Western terrestrial garter snake) is the source of this 7384-nucleotide messenger RNA. RefSeq names its product solute carrier family 6 member 16 (gene SLC6A16). The record is from RefSeq and is a predicted model, not a curated record. Lineage: Eukaryota; Metazoa; Chordata; Lepidosauria; Squamata; Natricidae. Gene Ontology annotation, biological process: sodium ion transmembrane transport. Bases 1030 to 3021 code for a protein of 663 amino acids. Gene Ontology annotation, cellular component: membrane. The transcript is spliced from 14 exons.